Messenger RNA from Ornithodoros turicata, 4843 nucleotides. RefSeq names its product eIF-2-alpha kinase GCN2-like (gene Gcn2). Bases 215 to 4561 code for a protein of 1448 amino acids. Gene Ontology annotation, cellular component: nucleus; cytosol; cytoplasm. Gene Ontology annotation, biological process: regulation of translational initiation by eIF2 alpha phosphorylation; DNA damage checkpoint signaling. Lineage: Eukaryota; Metazoa; Arthropoda; Arachnida; Ixodida; Argasidae. The transcript has a single exon. Gene Ontology annotation, molecular function: eukaryotic translation initiation factor 2alpha kinase activity; protein binding; ATP binding. The record is from RefSeq and is a predicted model, not a curated record.
CCAAGAUUGCGAGAAAAAAAAAUCUGCUGUUUCUUGCAGACUGUCGCAUGCUAUCUUUCUGUGCGUGAUACGCUGUCACACAAGCAGAAUGAAGAGCGGCAUACUGAAAGUACAGUAUACGUUUCAUACGUAACAUUAGAAGAAGUGCAUGACCUUCGAGCCUUGAGUACAGACGAUUUCGUCUCGAUCGGAUGGUCAGCGAUGUUCCGAAGCGAUGGAAAGGGAAGAGCUCAAAGAAAGGCAACAGAACGAACUUGCCGUUCUACAGUCGAUAUUUUUAGGUGACGUCAAAGACCUCCGUAAGCGUGACAAAUGCAAAAUUUGGCGACCACUCGAAAUCUCACUGACGCUACGACCCCAAGAAAGUAUGACACGUCUGCGCGAAGUGCACGUACAAGUUGAUCUACACGUCACUUGCUCAGUGCGGUAUCCCUACGAAGCUCCAAAACUUUCCCUGUGCAACCCCAAGGGUCUUUCGAAAGAUGCCAUUUUGAAGAUAGAAAAAGAACUGUCCGAGCUUAGUGAGCAGUUGAAGGGCGAAGUCAUGAUACUCGAGCUCGCCCAGCAUGUUCAGAAGUGCCUGCACGAUUACAAUACUCCGAGAUUUAGUUCAUUUUACGAUGAGAUGCUUAAUAAUCGUGAGCAACAAGAAAAGGCGAAAGCGGCUGCUCAAGAGGCCCAGAUGAGCCUGGAACGUCUGGAAGAGGAACGCAGACGUCAGGCUCUGGAACAGGAGAUCGAACGACGACAGGAAGAGAUCAAGGUCGAAGAGGCUGCCCGACGAUCGUCUUCUCAAGGUGGAAGCUGCAACCACGGGCCGCCGGAGAUACUCGCAUUUGCGGGUAGGACUGGGACGAAGCACGUGCAACGGGGUGCCUGUCUCGGUCACAGUUCCAGAGGAUGUGUCGUAUUUGCCGGCUUGGACCUGACUUCGGGGGCUCCCAUGUGCGUUCUAGAAUGGACUCCCAUGACUGCAGAGAAUGCUGCGACCAUAGAACGUGAGCUUCAGUCCCUAUUGCUACGGCUGUGCCAUUCGACGUUACUCCACUACUUGGGGUGUCUUUUUGUGCCGGAGAAAAGAGCACUGUACCUGCUCCAAGAGUUUGCUGGAGGCUGCUCGCUACGGUCUUACGUAGCUCGUUCCAUCACCAUAGACGGCGCCCUGUUACGCAGUUAUUUGCAAGGGACGUUGCAGGCCCUCGCGUACCUGCACCAACACUCUGUUGUUCAUAAAGAUCUGAGAGAUUCUGACGUCUUCAUUGACAGCUGCGGCGGCGUACGUUUGGCAAACUACAGUCUGUCGUGUAAGUUGGCCGCGCUGUGUCAGGGAAGCAAGGAGCCCUCUUCAGGAGUUCGAGCAAAGAAGAAGAAAGGCGAUGUCUAUCAGCUGGGCUUGUUAGUUCUCGUACUAGUGAGGGGUCAGAAAGAAGGCCUCGUCGACAUUCCGAGUACGCUGUCGGUCGACCUCCAAGACUUUCUCCGCUGCUGCUUGUGUGCACGAGAUGCCGAUCGGUGGUCGUGCGACCAACUGCUCUCCCAUCCGUUCGUAAUGGGAACGACGUCGAUUCCUGCUAACAUCGACGACGCCGGUGACACCGGACCGCCCGCCCUCCUAAACCACGCGGCCUCAACCCAUUCUCGCCUUCAAGCGGAAUUCGAGACGCUCGAAUGGCUGGGCAGAGGCGGCUUCGGUGACGUGUUUAAGGUCCGCAACCGUCUGGAUGGCUGCAUUUACGCUCUUAAACGCAUCCUGCUCAACCGUUCGAGUAGACUUCUCGACAAGAAAAUUAUGAGAGAAGUCAAGCUACUCUCAAGAUUGAACCACGAGAACAUAGUUCGUUACUACCACUCGUGGAUAGAAGUGACUACUGAGGCUCCAAACGAAGACAGUCCCAGUGCAUCUCGGGACUGGAGCAUUCAUAAGCCUAAAUCUGAGCAUCCUUUUGGAAGCAUGUGCAUUUCGAGUAGCGACGACGACGACGAUGACGUUGUGGUGUUUGAAGGCAGUCGAGAGGAAGAAGACGCGUCUGGAGACGAGGCUCCCGUCACGGUACGCAGUUACCACUUCAUGUUCAUCCAGAUGGAAUUCUGCGAAAAGAGCACGCUACGAACCGCUAUCGACACGGGUCUCAGCAACAACGUGACUCGCGUGUGGCGACUCUUCCGAGAAAUUGUGGAGGGACUCGCCCAUAUUCACCAGCAGGGAAUGAUACACCGCGACCUCAAGCCCGUCAACAUUUUCCUCGACUCGAGCGACCGGGUCAAGAUCGGAGAUUUUGGUCUGGCAACGACGGCGUUGGUUCCCAGGGGCGAAGCCAACGAACUAGCGCUCGGCGACAUCUCUAAUCCCAGCAGCCUUACGGGCCGUGUGGGUACGGCGCUGUACACUGCCCCAGAAUUACUGCAGACCGGAACCGUGAUCUACAGCCAAAAGGUGGACAUCUACAGCCUUGGCAUCAUACUGUUUGAGAUGUGCUAUCCGGCAAUGCGUACGGCGAUGGAACGGGUGCAACUGCUGGCCAAGCUGCGCCAGCCAGAAGUGGAGCUGCCAACAGGAAAAAGGCUUACUUCGCAGCAGAGCCACUUGGUUCGCUGGCUCCUGCAGCAUGACCCUGCAAAGCGUCCGUCUUCGAAGCAGCUCUUGGCAGAGUUGCCACCUCCGAGGUUAGAGGAAGCGCAGCUCCACGACGCACUCUGCCAUACGGUGGCCAAUCCACGAAGCCGAGCCUACAAGCUGAUGGUCGAGGCUCUCUUCAGACAACAGGCUUCGCCUGUGCAGGACCACACGUACGAUUCAGAGCUUGGCAUGGCCCCCACCAGCACUGCUCUAGCUUUCCAGCACGUUGAGGGUGUCCUCGUAGAAGUGCUCAAACGUCACGGGGCCCUCCCACUGAGCGUGCCCACACUGUUGCCUCGGAACGGCCAAUCUGAGGUCAGCGACAGCGUACUACUGCUCGACCCUGGGGGACUCGUAGUGUCGUUACCGCACGAUCUACGUACACCAUUUGCUCGCUACGUUGCUCGUCGUGACGUGGCUUUCCUCAAGAGGUACACCAUAGAGAAAGUGUACCGGCCUCGCCGAGUGCAGGGAUGCCAUCCUCGAGAACUGUACGAGUGCGCUUUUGACGUGGUUGCACCGGGGCCCUGCACGUGUCUUUUCGAAGCAGAAACGUUGCAGUUAGUAGCCGAAAUAGUGAACGAGUUCCCAGAACUCCAAAAUCGGGGUUACGUGGUGCGGCUGGGUCACACGGCGCUUCUGAGCUCGUUGCUCAUUCACUGCGGCGUAGCUGAAGAGCAUUGGGCUGUCGUGCGUACUACACUUUAUGAGGCUCGCAGGGGCGACUCUCGUCUACAGCUGCAGCAACGGCUUUCCACACUGGCCGUACCAGAGUCGGCUGCCACGAUGCUGGCACAAUUUCACGAGCUCGAGGACGUCCUGCCACGUGUGGCAUCGGCAUUCCGAUUUGUUGCCAGGCAACGGGGACCUGCUGCGGCUCUCGCUCGACAAGCGCUGCAUGAGCUGGAAGCCCUGCUAGAGCUGGCUGCAGCGAUGGGACUCACUUUGCCCGUUGUUGUGGCACCCUGCCUCGUCGCCCCUCGCAACAUAUACACAGGACCCGUCUUUGAGGUGGCGUGCUCAUCACGACGCGCUCAGAAAGCAGCGCGUGAUGUCCUUGCCAUCGGAGGUCGCUACGAUGCCCUCGUUGCAUCCUUUGCCAUGGGUGGCCGACGGGACGUCCGUGCAGUUGGCAUAAGCAUCGCCGUCGAGAAAAUUGUCCAAGCUCUGUGCGAGGGCUCUCCGGACGACCUGCCGGGUGCUGCCGACUGUGCCCUGGGUAUUGCUGGAGAGGUCCCGCCAGUCGUGCAACGAGACCAGGCCACUUUGCUCGGGGCCCUGUGGACAGCAAAGGCGCGUGUCCUGCUCCUACCACCCCCAGAGGCUCUCGUAGCCGACGACCCCGGAAUCCUGUGUCGCGAGCGCCGCAUUCCAUAUCUAGCCCUGAUGCGAGACGGUGAACCCGGAGUGGUUCGUCUGCGAUGCACGGACAGGGACCGCACUGAACGGAAAGUACUCGCGGAUGACUUGUGCGAGCUCGUGGCACGAACCUCAAAGACUAGUGAUCUGCCACAGCCUCAACGUGGCCCCGAGUCGGGACCUCGCCUCGAGGCCGCAGCCCUUCGUAUCUCGUUGCUCCUCGCCGACCGAUCGCUCUCCGGUGCCCGGCGUCGACGUCACGAAGCACAGAUUGCUACCCAGCUGAGAGGUCUGGGUGCGACCCUGGCUGCAGCGUCCAAACCCCCGCUCGAUGUGCUGGCCUGCGAUCUCGAUGGACAACUUCUGCGAUCUACCAUAGCGUAUCUAGACGUAGAGGGAGGUCCGGAACCGUAUCACAGCAGUAUAGCGACGCUGCUGGAUAGGCACCCACGUCAUCGCAAGUACCUGGCACGCUUAGCGGACGAGGUGCACGACCUGGUAUUUCAAAGUGGGCGUACCGUUCUAGUGCUGUACGCGCUGCACGAUAACACUUACAAGGUGAUGGUGUUUCCCUCUCGAACGUGAUACGACUUUGUUUUGUGCGCGAAGAAGACAUUUUGCAGUCAACCACAUAAACCAGUCAAGUAUUUGUCCCAGAUCCUUUUGCCACAAUCAGGCCACCAUCAUAGAGAGUCGUACACGGAUUGUUGGUGUCUUCACGUCAGUGUUUCAUGUUGGUGGAUAUGCACACAAUGUUGCCAUCAAAUGCUCUGGUGCCCUGAUCUUCCUGUGAUGCUCAGUCUAAUAUGCCAUAAAUACAGUGCAUUUUGUUUGAUACUUUAUGUGUUUGGGCUUUGCAAGUGCAAA